Molecule: messenger RNA, 6456 nt
Organism: Parnassius apollo (apollo)
Lineage: Eukaryota; Metazoa; Arthropoda; Insecta; Lepidoptera; Papilionidae
Source: the annotation of a GenBank genome assembly
AUGUCGGGGAAAGCAUACACUAUGAAGGAGAUGAAGGCUAUAGUGGAUUAUUUAACUGAAAGAAAAGCCUAUGGGGAAAUAAGAGGAAGGCAGAUUGAGGGCCACUGGAUCCUCGGCCUCAUUGAGGAUGGAAGUGAGGAUUUACGACUAGAGGUGUGCCCUGAAAACAUCAGCACGCGACCUUUGAGAGCACUCAAUCUCAACGAUAUAGUUGAUGAAUUAGAGCGAUGUGAGGAUGAUGAUUUGUUGCCAACUCAAAUUACAAUUUUUCCACCUGAGAACGCUAAUGCCGACGUCACAGAUGAGGAUUCUGGAGAUGAAGAAUUUGUUGCAUUGCAAAAUCUACCAGGCUCUCAACUACGAGCUCCAGCCGAGGUCACUUUUCAUAUGAGUUCCGACGAAGAAGAUGAUGUACCUUUGUCAAGUUUGUCAAAAAGAAGACGCACGAUGGAUUUGACUUUAGAAGAUAGUGACGCCGUACCUUCUUGUACUUCAGAUGUGUCAACUAAUUCUACAUUUGUUCAGCCUACAGUUCCCCGAAACCAAACCUAUAGAUGGAAGAAUCGUCAUAUUCCAAACCAUUUCAAUCAAUGGAAUGACGAACAAGGUCCAAAAAACUUACAAUCACCCUUAUAUUAUUUCGACUGCUUGUUCAACAACAAUGUUAUUGAAUUACUAGUGCGAUAUACCAAUUUGUACGCAGGACAGAGGAAUAAAGUGGGCAAAGUAACUGUUUCUGAAAUGAAGUGUUUCUUGGGCAUCCUUAUGUACAGCGGAUAUGUAGUAGUACCCCGUAGGUUUAUGUAUUGGGAGACAUCGACAGAUGCCGACUUUAGGAUUGUGCACAACGCUAUGUCAAGAGAUCGUUUUACUUUUAUUAUGUCAAAUCUCCACUGCUGUGAUAAUACAGUUCUUGGUGAUUCUCCUGACAAAUUCGCUAAGUUGAGACCUCUGUUUGACGAGUUAAAUAAAAUCUUUACUGAAAUGGCUCCGCUAGAAGAGAACUACAGCAUAGAUGAGGCUAUGGUUCCAUACUAUGGACGUCACAGUUGCAAACAGUUUAUACGUGGCAAACCAAUUCGUUGGGGGUAUAAACUGUGGGUUGGUGCUACAAGAUUAGGCUACGUGAUUUGGUUUGAUCCUUACCAGGGAAAAUCUUCAACCAUUGCAGAAGGUUACAAACAGUUUGGUCUAGGUGGGAGUGUGAUUUUGGAGUUUGCUGAUGUUCUACAAGGUCGUGAUCCAACAUUGCCAUUUCAUUUAUUCUUCGACAAUUAUUUUUCCUCUAUUCCUCUACUGCAUGAACUUAGUAAUAGAGGUCUGAGAGCCACUGGAACUAUUCGUGAAAACAGAACGUCCAAGUGUCCUCUCGAGUCUAACAAAGAUUUCAAAAAUACUGAUAGAGGUUCAUUUGUAUUCAAAUCCAGUUUGCCUACCAACAUUUUGUUUACAGACCGGACUUGGCAAAGUCUAAAGGAAACAUUUUUAAAAAGAAUCCUACCUGAUAUACAUAAUCCUUAUUAUCAGUUAACAUUGAUACAAAUUAGCAGUUUUCGCCAAGGAUACGAUGUAGAGUCGAAACUUGGAAACAAACUGGAAAUGAAAAGUGUGAGUGAAGAAUCAAACACUAAAGGUGAAAAGCCGCUAAAUACAGAGCAACCUAGUACAAGCAAUAAAGAAGGAAAUAAAAACACAACAGGUGAGAAAACAAUAAAUUCAAAGACUGUAACUGAUCACAGAUGUUCAGCUGAAACGAUUAUUCUCGAUCCUUGUUAUGAAACUGCUGAAGAUAUUCAAAGAGACUUAGAAUCACCAAAAAAGGAAAAAGAAAAUGAGAAAGAAAAGGGUGAUAAAUCGCCUACCAAAUCGUUGCGCGAUUUCAUUACUUACUCUGAGCCAUUAACACCUAUGCUUCAAGAAGUCAUUGAGGAUUUUGCAACUGACGAAGAACGCGAAGGGUCGGAUACGGAAACACAAAUGGAGAUUGCAGAAGACAUGAACACUGAUAAAAAUCCAAAAAAUUUAGAUGGCCAUAUGUCUGAUGCACCUGUUGAAAUAAGCUCGGAUGCUGAUGACAUGAGUAACAAUGCAAAUAUGCAAAACAAACCUCAAGAAAUUGACAAGAAACAACCCGCUAAAGAAGUUUCAAAUGAAAACAUACAAGAAUUGAAAGAAAGUGUAAAAACAUCAAAUAGUAAAACAGAAAUUGAAGAUACUGAUAAUGGUGAAAUUCAAAAUAAUGAAAAAGAACCAACUGAAAAACAUGAUCCUGAUUGUAAAAAAAACAAAAACUCAAUAGAAAUUGUCCCCACCAACAAUAAUCCUGGAAACAUAGUAAAUAAUACUAGCGAGGAUAAUGUGGAAAGGAUUAUUAAUAAUAAUGGAGAAAAAGCUAUAGCAUCCCAAAAGACAUGCAGCCAGAAUGAUUCCAGUACAUUAGUUGAUACCUUACUUCCAAAUAAUCAAGAGGAGUUAAAUAUUGAACCUGUAGCAGAUGAUUCUGUAAAUAAAAUGACUAGUAAUGAGUCCCAAACAAAAAAAUUAACAUUAAAUAAAAAUUCCGACAAAAAUCUAAAAAAACGUGCCUAUUCUCAAGAACCAACAGUAUCAAAGAAGAAAAGACAACUAAUAAAUGAAAGUUCUAAGAAAAUAUCGGUAUCUGACACUGAUGCUGGAGUAAAACAAAAUGGUAAGCUGACGACAGAUAAGGCUGUGCUUUUAGCUAGUCACAAUCAAAAAAUAAAAAUGUUGCAAAGUUCUAGCAAGGAGAAUAAAAAAGUUGACUCUUUAAAACAGGAUGUGAAAAGCUUACAAAGAGUUACAGAAGAGAAAAUAGAUGAAAGCUGUAAGAAAGAAACCAAUAAAGACAAUGAUCAAGAAAUACUUGCUGAUAACGGUAAAAAUGAUGCCACCAAUCCCAGUGUUGUAAACCCAUGUUUAAAGAGUGUUAGUCUAUAUGAUGAGCAAUUUACUUCAUUGAAAUAUACUGGCUCCAGUGAUGAAGCUAUUACAACCUCCAACAAAAAUAUUGACCAGGAAUCAAAAGGCAAUAAAAAGAACAGUUCUGAUGGAAAUGAUGUGAUAGCGUUAAAAUCAAAUUCAGAAACUGAUAAUAAUGAGUUUAAGAAAAAAAAGAAAGGCACGCCUGUUGGCCAUGUUGCGCCUAAAUCAGAAAGGGAAAAAGCUUUAGCAAAUGUAUUUGGAUUUUCUAGCGGUGCUGUACCGAGCAGUCGUAAAAGGCGUUUUAGUUAUCAGAACAGAUCUAUGAGACGACAAUCACACACUAAGAUCAGCUCCGAGUCAAGCGAAUGGACAUCUGAGACAGAUACGGAAUUUAUUUCUCCACCGCGUGGGAGACGAAAUAGGCAUACCAAGAAAUAUUUCAAACCAAAAUCAGCCAGAAUUUUAUCUUUAGAAGAAGAGGGUGGUUUAUUUGUGAUGUACGGAAAGAAAAUAUACCCAUUGGUGAAAGAUGGCAAAAUAGUGAAAAAUUAUGUCACUUAUUCUCCGGGGCGUGAUUCGGAGGAUGAACAAGAAUCCUAUUGGAAGCUGAAGUAUAUAGAGGAAAAGAAACGUACAGCAAAAUUGACAAAAUUGCUAAGCCAUACAACUGACGAUGAUCAACAAUCCAACGAACAGGGUGUAACAUAUGGUGCAACAAAGCCUAGUCCGCCUAAAAAGCCCAAACUGAUUACAGAUGAAAGUGCAUCAAAAGAAACUAAAUCUGGACAAGAAGUUGUUUCAAAAGAACAUUUGGAUAUUCCACAUCCUGCCUCUACCAUAGACAAGACACUAAAAAUUAAAAUUAUGAGACAAAAUGAGGAGGUACAGUUAGAAGGCCACUGGUCACAAAUUCAUCCAGCCUUGGACCAUGUGGUUCAAAUAUUUCAUAAGGAGAUGGAAUCUAGAACCAGGGUUGUAUCUACUCCCCAACCAGAGCAACGCAAGAGCAUAUCCAGUGGGAUAUCCACGCCUGUUAUUGCUGUCCCUAUAGAUCCAGAGGUGCAUGAAAAAGUCAAUAAAUUGGAGACAGAAAUAUUUAAAGAAAUCGAAGCACGUGACGAACAAGAAAAACAAACUGAGGAAUUACCAAAACCUGUACAAGAAUCGAAAGUUACUAAAAGGAGACCUGGGAGACCGAAGAAAAGCAUAUCACAAACUAUAAGCAGGGCACAGAGUCCAGAAAAGAAACCAAAUGUACCAAUGGCAUCUCCGAAAUUGCAAAUUGAAGAAAAUACUGAAAAGUUGCCACCUGCUAAAAUUGAAAAUGAAACGAGUGCUUCUGUAACAAGAAGGACAAGGACUCCUAAGAAAGUGCUUCAAGAGAGCACCGAAAAAAUCGAUAAUAAUGUUAUAAACACCAGAACCAAAAAAAUAAAAGAAGUUUCCGUAGUAGAAGGAGUAGAAGAUGAAACCGAUGUCCGUUAUAAAUUCCCGUCUCCUGAGCCGUCAGAAAAGAAGACCUAUAGGAAAUCUGGUGCCAAUAAAACUCCAAAACAGCAAAAACCUAUUAAUAGCUACACACACGAAAACGUUGGAAUAUUCUCGUCGCCAACUAAUGUAUCGGUUAACUCUGUAGAUAGCAGUCAGGGCUACCAGGAUUCUGAUAUAAGCCCAUAUAAUAUAUGCCUUAGAAAGAAGAAAAAAGUUAGUAUCACUUCUUUAUACAAAAGAAAAAAUUAUCAAACGCGACAAAGUAUACGUAGGAGAACGCAGUUAAAACUUGAUGAUAUUUCUGACCAAUCCAGCAACUCAUGUCCAAGUUUUUGCUCUAAGUCGAAGUCAAUACAAAAUUCCAGUUUAAACACUGAAGUGUACAGAUCUGAUUCCUAUCAGUUGCUGAUGCCCAAAGCAAGAAAUUCCUUUAACCAACUAGCAAAAAUAGAUGAAGUAAACCUGGACGAUAAAGUAGAUUCUGGGACAGUAUUACAAGAACCUAACAUAGAAAUAGUUAAAGAUGAUCAAUUUAAUUCUAUGGGCAGAGCUAAUAACACUGAGUUAGGGCUAAGUGGUAAUACUGAUAUUGAAAAUUCUAGCAACAUAUCAUUACCUCCAUCACCUGUUUUAUCUAUCGUAGAAAAUAUAUCAAUAAACAAGAACGCCUUGAGUAGUGUAGAAGAACUAACUGAAAAUGAAAACUCUAAUAGAGAUAAUCAAAAGAAAGAAUAUAUUUGCAACGACUAUAAUAUUACUGAUGUAGAUAUUACGAUGCCGCUAAUGGAACAAGACUGUGGGAUACAAACAUAUAAACAAAGUCUCCUAGAACCUAAGUAUGACUGCAAUGUUAAUAAGUCUUCGAGCGUGACCAAUUCUAUUAUAAAUAAAAUUUGUACAGUAAAUAUUGGAGAAAACUUUACUUUAUCGGAUUCAAUCACACAAAAAAUACAAAAUUUGCUUCUAGAGAGUGCUAAAAAAUUAACAACGAAAUUGCAAGGGGUUGAAGUGGUUGAUGAUAAUGAAAAUAAAAUGGAUGUAGAUGCUGAGGAAAUCCAAACAACUUACAAAGAAAGAUCAAAAAAACGGUGUUCAACACCACAAAGACGUAAAGGUGCGAGAAAAGUUAAGUCAAAGAAACCUGAAUUUGAAACAUUUGUUGAGAAAGAGCAUGUAGAAACUUGUUCUCAAGGGGGAAGAAAGUCAUGCCCGCCUUUAAUUCCUAUGUCUAGUGCUAUUGAAAAUAUUAUUCGUGAUGAACACAUUACUACAGACACAAAAUUGUCCAAUGCGAAGGGCAAAAAGAAAAAAGACAAUAUUAUUAAAGUGAAAAUUCUCAGACCUAAAACGAAAAGUGAUGCAAGAAAUACAAAUACAGAAAAAACAACCCUGAAUAUGUGUGACAAAUCCUUACAUGCAGAUAGUGGAAUAAAUGACACUGAAUCAAGUAUUUUUUUCAAAGGAUUUAAUGACAGUGUUGAUUUCAUUCAUAAUCAUUCAGAAACUUGCUUGCAAGCCAAUGAGUGCAUGGGUGACAGUGUAGAGUUUAUAGAGUGCAGUACAAAAUCUGUGAUAUCUUUAGACAGUAACUCUACGCAAUCACUUGAAAUGGAAUUUGAUGGUAAAUUAAAUACAGGAUGUUCCCAAAACAGCAACAGUAAUACUGAAUGUCCCCAAACCAGCAUCGCUAAUGAAAUAAUAAGUUCAAAAGAUAUUGAGAGUAAUGUGGGCACGACGUACCACACACCAAUGAAUAGUGAAGGAUCGCCUACUAGUCUUAUCACUGAAGAUUUAUCCGAUGACGUGCCAGUGGAAAGAGCACAGCCUUCUAAAUGGUAUCUUUUUUCCGAAGAUGAAACUACGAAUACAAAUUUUGCUCUUCAAAAGUUCUCAACUAGCGACGUUAGUUAUGGAUCUAAUCUUAAUCAACUGUUUCCUAUCAUCUGUGCUGUACCGAAUUUAUCCACAAUAUCCGAAAUGUCUAAAGACAGUGACACAAAGCCAGUAGCAGAUUUGGAUUGA